AUGGUAGCAGACUGGUCUAACUUACCUGAGGAGCUCCUCAACUUGAUCUCUGUUCGAUUGUUCUCCGUCCUCGAACUCCAACGUUUCCGUAGCAUCUGCACAUCUUGGCGGCGUUCCUCUGUUCCCGGCACUCCUUUCCAGAGCCGCCGCCGUCUAUUCCACUUCGAUUCCAUCUCCCCUAGCAGCCCCGAGACGUUCCUCUCGCACAAUGCCUUUUUCCGAGUCUCUCUUUCCUCUUCCCCGAGCAAGGGCUGGAUUAUCAAAUCCGACAUGGACAUCGUAAACUCCGGGAGAUUCUAUCUCCUUCACCCUCUCUUGCUUUGUCCUUUGCACUGUUAUUUUGAGAGCAUAGAUCUUUUGGAGUUCACUGUCUCUGAGAUUCAAGAAGCAUGUGUGGUUCUUGAUGAAGCCAAGGCAAGAGUAACUACUCCCGGAUUCGAAAGAAGUGUUCUUGUCCAGCUCAACGUUGGAGGAGAUCAUCAUCAUGGAGUUCUUGGAGUCGGUUGGGAUGGAGAUAUCAACUACUGGGAUGGAAAUAUCUUUUGGAAACUUGAACAAAAGAGUGAUCCUCACUUCGCCGACAUUAUAGUUCACAAAGGGGUGACUUGCGUUUUGGAUUCACAAGGUAUUGUUUGGUGUAUUAGUUCUGAUCUUGAAUUCUCUAGGUAUGGAACUACUUCAGUAGAUGAAACAGUCACUAAUGGCUGUUGGGGAGACAUGAGAUUUGUGGAAUGUGGUAGAGAUCUUUAUGUUGUCGAGCGACUCCCGAAAGUGAAUCCCCAAAUGAGAAAAGCUAAUAUUGGAACACGUAAGUAUUCCAGAACGGUCGGUUUCAAAGUUUACAAGAUGGAUGAGGUGUUAGUGAAAUGGGUAGAGGUUAAGACCUUGGGAGACAAAGCGUUUUUAAUGGCUAGUGAUACUUGUUUCUCGGUUUCGGCUCAAGACUUUUACGGAUGCCUCGAAAACUCUAUUUACUUCUUUGAGAAAUUAUGCACAAAGGUGUUCAAGUUAGACAAUGGUAAUGGUAAUGGACGUAUUAUCUCAUCAAAGUCGUCGAAGAGUUGUUUCCAAAUGUUUUCUCCUAGCUUUUUCUGA
Molecule: messenger RNA, 1095 nt
Organism: Capsella rubella
Lineage: Eukaryota; Viridiplantae; Streptophyta; Magnoliopsida; Brassicales; Brassicaceae
Product: probable F-box protein At1g65740
Exons: 1
Coding region: 1-1095 (364 amino acids)
Source: RefSeq, a predicted model, not a curated record